CUGCUAGCUCAUAAAUUAAUCACGCAGAUUUUCAACGUGUCAAAGAAGCGAAGCGAUCUCGGUCGAUUGCAUCCAGUUGUUGAACUUGGCUGGCCCCAAGAAUUAGCACCACCACUCGAUAGGCUUUGCUCCAUAUGCAAGUUGCUAGAAAACUGGUUGGCAGAUAAUGAAAAGAAUGUGGCUGUUAUCCAUUGCAAAGGUGGAUGUUCCCGAGCUGCCAUUGUCAUCGCAGCAUAUACGCAAUAUCUGAGCAUUUGUUCAACAGAAGAAUCAUUAAAUAAUUGCUUUGAUUUGCAACGAUUCAGCGAGCGCCACCUCAGCCUCGAUGGACAGCCAUCUCAUAAGCGAUACGUGAAUUACUUUUCUUCACUGCUUUGUGGACGAACUAAAAUUCAACCAGCAACGGUUUACUUGCAUCAAAUUGUCUUAACAAAAUUUCCCGAUCGGAAUAUUUUAUUUAAAAUUUAUGAACGAAUGCAACCAGUAUAUACGUCACCACUCAUGUGCGAUGUGUGA
This is a messenger RNA of Thelazia callipaeda (thelaziosis nematode), 516 nucleotides long. Lineage: Eukaryota; Metazoa; Nematoda; Chromadorea; Rhabditida; Thelaziidae. The record is from the annotation of a GenBank genome assembly.